GAUAUACAUAGCCCGAAGCCAACUGUAAACUUUGUUCUCGUCCAGUCCGUCGCGGCAUCAUCUACGGCAUUGCUCGAAAGUAGCGUCUCAUUGCCAUAUCUGAUCGCCGCAAACCUACGGGGCCUGUGCUUCAAUCCGCAACGGCGCGGGUGACAUAGUCAUCCGCAGGAUACAGCUAAGUAGCAUGCAGUACGCACCCUUGCAAGCGGUGCUUGCCCCCACUCUGCUACAGUCUGGGCUGCAAGCCCCUCCAGCCUUUCCCUCAUCUGGUAACGGUUUGUGGUACACCGCUCCUGGUGACGUGGACGCCUGGUCAUCGGAAUGGCUCCCCAUCGGCAAUGGGUACAUCGCGGCUACGCUCCCUGGAGGCACCAUUCAGGAAACUAUGCUCGUGAACAUCGAAUCCCUGUGGUCUGGUGGUCCUAUGCAAGAUCCGACAUACAAUGGAGGGAACAAAUUACCCUCUCAGCAGGCCGCGAUGGCUGAAGACAUGCAGACGUACCGCCAAGCUAUAUUUGGUAGCUCUACCGGAACCAUCCAGAACAUUGAUAAUUUGAUGACGGAUGCUGGCGCUUACGGUUCCUAUGCCGCCGCUGGCGCACUUUUGACGACCAUGAACUCAACUGACGCUGGGUCGGACUACUUUCGUUGGUUGGAUCUGGACGCAGCUGUAGCACGUACUCAGUGGACCGACGAGAGUGGCAAAUCCUAUUUCCGCGAGCAAUUCUGCUCCCACCCCGCAGAGGCUUGUGUGCAAUACGUGAACAGUACUGGGACUCUCCCGUCACUCACUUAUGCUCUGUCGGUCACCCUCGAGACCAGUCUCCCGGUUCCCAAUGUGACUUGCCUCGAUAAUGCAACCCUCAUGGUCCAGGGCCUCGUGAACAACCCCGGCAUGUCUUACGAAGUCCUUGCACGGGUCCGUGCGUCUCCCAACGCGAUCAUCGCAUGUACGCCCUCCGGAUCCAAUGCGACUCUCAGCGUGGAUGGCGCAGACGAGGCCUGGAUUACGUGGGUCGGCGGGACAGAAUACGACAUGCACGCAGGCAGCGCCACAAGCAGUUUCUCCUUUGCGGGCGCGGAUCCUCACAACGCGCUCAAUGGCUCGCUGGACGCGGCAACGGCUCAGACCUACAAUGACUUGCUUGAGGCUCAUAUCUCUGAUUAUACUUCUGUCACCUCUCCGUUCUCCCUAGACCUGGGCCAGACGCCUGAUCUGUCGACGCCCACGGAUCAACUUAAAGCGGCGUACCAGACGAAUAUAGGAAAUCCUUAUUUCGAGUGGCUCUUGUUCAAUUAUGGAAGGUAUCUGCUGGUGUCCAGCGCACGAGGGGUGUUGCCCCCGAACUUGCAAGGCAAGUGGGUAGAAUCAUGGACGAAUGCUUGGGGCUCCGAUUAUCACUCCAACAUCAACAUACAAAUGAACCAUUGGUUCGCAGAGACGACCAAUAUGGACGUGGUUCUGCCAUUGUUCAACUAUAUAGAGAAUACCUGGGCCCCGCGUGGGGUAUCUACGGCGCAAAUCCUAUACAACAUCUCGCGAGGCUGGGUUACCCACGACGAGAUGAAUAUCUUCGGGCACACUGGGAUGAAGCUCGAAGGUAAUUCGGCGCAAUGGGCCGACUAUCCAGAGUCUGCGGUCUGGAUGAUGUUCCACGUCUGGGAUCAUUAUGAUUACACGGGAAACAAAACUUGGUUCCAACAACAGGGAUGGCCCUUGCUCAAGGGCGUCGCACAAUUCCAUCUAGAUAAACUUAUUCCUGACUUGUAUUUCAACGACUCUACGCUGGUCACGGCUCCGUGUAACUCUCCGGAGCAAGUACCGAUCACAUUUGGCUGCGCUCACGCCCAGCAGGUAAUCUGGCAACUCUUCAACGCUAUUGAGAAGGGUUACCAGGUCUCAGGGGAUACUGAUACAUCUUUCUUGGAAGAGAUCCGGUCGAAACGGGCUCAAAUGGACAACGGCAUUCAUAUCGGCUCAUGGGGUCAGCUACAAGAAUGGAAGGUCGAUAUGGACUCACCUACCGAUACGCAUCGUCAUCUAUCGCAUCUCAUCGGACUGUACCCUGGCUACGCUAUAGCUUCAUACGACCCAUCGAUUCAGAACAGUAGCACCACCUACACCAAGAGUGAUGUGCUCGCAGCGGCGGAGACAAGUCUAUAUCAUCGUGGAAAUGGCACUGGCCCAGACGCGGACGCCGGAUGGGAGAAAGCAUGGCGAGCUGCGUGCUGGGCCCAGCUCGGGAAUGCGAGCGAAUUCUACUUCGAACUCUCGUACACCAUUGAACGAAAUAUCGCGCCCAACCUGUUCAGCAUUUACACUCCGACCGGUGGACCAGACGGAAUCUUCCAGAUUGAUGCAAAUUUCGGAUAUCCCGCCGCGCUCCUCAAUGGACUGCUGCAAGCCCCGGACGUGGCGUCUUACUCGACGCCCCUCGUCAUAACCAUACUCCCAGCACUGCCUAAUGUCUGGCCCACUGGUUCCAUCAAAGGGGCCAGGGUCCGAGGAGGGAUGACGCUGGAUUUGGAGUGGGCUGAAGGAAAGCCCACUUCGGUGAACGUCACGGUCGACGAGGGCAUCACCGCGAGGCCGGUCGAGGUCGUCUAUGGGGGAAACGUAGUGACAUCCUUCACAACCUUCGGUGGUCUGACGAGGUCCAUUGGCUUCUCAUAACGUGGUCGGACGUUUCUUGGUAAGUAUGACAGACUUUAACUCCCAACCUCUUGUGGCAACGAUUGUUGAGUGGGACUUAUAUAGUGUGCUACGGACCCUCGGUAUCGUGUAGACGAUGUUGUCCUGAAUUCGGAACAAAUACUUAAAGACAUUCACCAGCUGAGAUUGUUCGUUC
Molecule: messenger RNA, 2849 nt
Organism: Fomitopsis serialis
Lineage: Eukaryota; Fungi; Basidiomycota; Agaricomycetes; Polyporales; Fomitopsidaceae
Product: Six-hairpin glycosidase-like protein
Exons: 21
Coding region: 185-2674 (829 amino acids)
Biological process (GO): carbohydrate metabolic process
Molecular function (GO): alpha-L-fucosidase activity
Source: RefSeq, a predicted model, not a curated record